AUGCCUGGACCAAGCCAGAUGAUUCUGCUGGCCGUCGGGUUCUCUGUAGCUGCCUCUACAGCCAGCUGUCCAGACUACUCAGCGUACUCGAAGCAGAUGCACGAGCCGCGAAGCAACGGCUCCUACCGGCUGAGCGCCAUGCGUCCGGAGCGGGCGUGCCGCACGUUCCACUCGUCCGUGGUCGAGCAGACGAUUGCGGCCGUGCAGGCCGACAUGGCCGAUCCCGACCUGUCGCGGCUCUUUGCCAACGCCUUUCCCAACACGCUCGACACGGCGAUCCGGUGGCAUGGCGUGGCGGCCGACAACGCCGCCGAGGAGCUGACCUUUGUCAUCACCGGCGACAUUGACGCCAUGUGGCUGCGCGACUCGGCCAACCAGCUGCAGUCGUAUCGGUCGCUGCUCAAGGCCGACACCAACAACAGCAGCAACAGCAGCCUGGCCUCGCUGUACCGCGGCGUCAUCAACCUACAGGCCCGCUACCUGCUGCAGGCGCCGUUCUGCAACAGCUUUCAGCCGCCGGCCGAAUCGGCCCUCGCUCCGGCCGUCAACGAUGCCGCAGCCGACGAUUCGGUCACGCCGUCUUACUCUACCGAUCACGUGUUCGAGUGCAAGUUUGAGCUCGACAGCCUGGCCGCCUUCCUCCAGCUCUCGGCCGACUACUUUGCCGCCACCGACGACGCCGCCUUUUUCGCUCGCUUCCGCUGGCUCGACGCCGUCCAGGCUGUCCUCCACACCGCCGUGGCCAUGCAGACGCCCACCUAUGCCGCCAAUGGCUCCGUCCUGGCCUCGCCCUACACCUUUCGUCGCCAGACCACUCGUGCCACCGAGACGCUCGCCAAUGAUGGCCGUGGAAGUCCUGUCGCCGCUGGCACCGGCCUCAUCCGCUCCGCCUUCCGUCCUAGCGACGACAGCACCCUUCUGCAGCUCUUCAUCCCCGCCAACAUGAUCGGCCUCGCUGAUGACAUGCACCGCCUCGCCGCUGACGUUCGCGCUGCCAUCGCCCGCUUCGGCCUCGUCGACAACCCCAACCAGAACGGCUCGAGCGUCUACGCCUACGAGGUCGACGGCUUCGGCUCUGCCGUCCUCAUGGAUGACGCCAAUAUCCCCAGCCUGCUGGCCUCUCCCUUCUUCGGCUUCACCACCGUCGACGACCCGCUCUAUCAAAACACCCGCGCCGCCAUCCUCAAUCAGAACGCCCGCCCCGGUAACCCCUACUUCAUGCAAGGCCCCGUCAUCAGCGCUGUCGGCGGCCCACACGACGGCCCCGGCAUGGCCUGGCCCAUGGCUAGCAUCGUGCGCAUCCUCACCAGCGAUGACGACGACGAGAUUGCCGCUCAGCUCAAGAUGCUCGUCAGCAGCACUGACGGCCUCGGCCUCAUCCACGAGAGCAUCAACUCUUUCAACCAGUCCGACUGGACUCGCCAAUGGUUCUCCUGGGUCAACGGCCUCUUCGGCCAGAUGAUUCUGGAUCUGAGGGAGAGAAAGCCGGCUUUGCUGAAGCUGAGCUACCAGCCAUGA
Molecule: messenger RNA, 1518 nt
Organism: Grosmannia clavigera kw1407
Lineage: Eukaryota; Fungi; Ascomycota; Sordariomycetes; Ophiostomatales; Ophiostomataceae
Product: duf1237 domain containing protein
Exons: 3
Coding region: 1-1518 (505 amino acids)
Biological process (GO): carbohydrate metabolic process
Source: RefSeq, a predicted model, not a curated record